AUGCCCUACAUCAGCAACGGAUCAGCCUCUCCUCCGGCCAUCCCAAACCAGAACCCUACUCCUCCCCCAGACACUGCUUUCGAGAAGCUCGUCCACGAUCUUAGCGCCGCAUUAGGGCCAAGCUCGGGGCUUGAUUCGGAUGACGUCGACCCACUCGAUAUCCAGCGCCUGAUGGAGGGUUAUAUCUCUAAUUCAGAGGAAUGGGCGCAAUAUGCACUGGGGGAUAGUAGUCGGCCGUAUACAAGGAACCUCAUUGACGAGGGGAAUGGGAAGAGUAACUUGCUUAUCUUAGUUUGGAGUCCUGGGAAGAGCAGCGUGAUCCACGAUCAUGCCAAUGCACACUGCGUCAUGAAGAUCCUCAAAGGCACCCUCCAAGAGACCCUCUAUUCAUGGCCAGAUCAAGAGAAGGUCGAGCAUGGACAAGUAUCGCCUCCACAGGUGAGGAGGGAGACUCUUUAUGGCAGAGACCAGGUCACCUACAUGUCUGAUGAAUUGGGUCUUCACAAAAUCUCCAACCCUGAUCCGAACAACUUUGCCGUCUCAUUACACUUAUAUACACCACCUUAUGCUGCUUUACACGGUUGCUCCAUCUUUGACGAGAAAACCGGCAAAGCAAAGCAUAUCAACCAGAACAAUUUCUACUCGGUACGAGGAGUGCGAAGUUAA
Molecule: messenger RNA, 666 nt
Organism: Aspergillus ruber CBS 135680
Lineage: Eukaryota; Fungi; Ascomycota; Eurotiomycetes; Eurotiales; Aspergillaceae
Product: putative cysteine dioxygenase Cdo1
Exons: 5
Coding region: 1-666 (221 amino acids)
Biological process (GO): L-cysteine catabolic process
Molecular function (GO): ferrous iron binding; cysteine dioxygenase activity
Source: RefSeq, a predicted model, not a curated record